AUCUUAAUUUCAAUAAGAGAGAGCUCAACCCAUUGAAGCCCUCAUUUUCCCUGUCUCCUAAGUCCUAUUAAUCUCAAUCAUGGCUACUGUGGUAGAGCUGAAGGUGGGUUUGCAUUGUGAAGAUUGCAUCAAGAAAAUCUUGAAGGCCAUUAAAAAGAUUGAAGAUAUUGAGAGGUACAAUGUUGAUACAAAGCUGAACAAAAUCACUGUGGCUGGUAAUGUAACAACAGAAGAAGUCAUGAGGGUCCUUCGAAAAAUUGGGAAGAUGGCAAGUUAUUGGGAAGAAGACUAGAGAAGAAUUAAUCUUUACAUCUACUGGA
This is a messenger RNA of Telopea speciosissima, 320 nucleotides long. Its product is annotated as copper transport protein CCH. NCBI's taxonomy places the organism in Eukaryota, Viridiplantae, Streptophyta, Magnoliopsida, Proteales, Proteaceae. Gene Ontology annotation, molecular function: metal ion binding. The transcript is spliced from 3 exons. The record is from RefSeq and is a predicted model, not a curated record. Bases 80 to 292 code for a protein of 70 amino acids.